This is a messenger RNA of Lachancea fermentati, 1137 nucleotides long. The record is from the annotation of a GenBank genome assembly. Lineage: Eukaryota; Fungi; Ascomycota; Saccharomycetes; Saccharomycetales; Saccharomycetaceae.
AUGUCGUUUCAAUUCGGCUUUUCAAAUGGUGAUCUAAGUGAUGAUGAGUUAAACAAUUCUGAAAUCUCAGCACAACCUGUUCAAGAGAGUAACGCGGCUCCAUCUCAAGUCUAUGUUGGGCGCACAUUGCUCGAUUCACCACAUCUUCAAUCGAAUGCAGUCAAACAGCCAAAUUGGGAAAGUUUGGAUGCGAUUUUACAAAGCUUGAAAGAUGUUCGAUUAUCCUUUGAGAAAUUUUCAACGCCCCAAAAUCAGGUCCCAAUUUAUAGAAGAGAGUUAUUUGAUGUCAAACACCAACUGAUGACAGAAGCAGAUGAGUUGACGGGAUCUGAAGCAAAGGUUGAACUAGAAAUCUUGAUGGGAGAGACAAACGAGGACGUGCGCAAAAAUGUCUACGAAGGUGGUUUAAAAUCCUGGGAGUGCUCAAUUGAUCUUGUGGAUGCAUUGGCUACAUCUUUGAAUAAUGAACAAUUACCAGAUACCAUAAUUGAAUUAGGCUGUGGUACCUCUUUACCAACAGAAUAUCUCUUCAUGAAACUACUUGAAAGCAAUUGCCCGCCAAAUAAAACAAACUUCAUUUUAUCCGAUUACAACGAGUCAGUUUUACGUCUUGUAACAAUUCCUAAUUUUAUCAUUGCCUGGGCAAAUAUUGCCUUGACUGCAGAGCAAAGAUCUGCGUUACAACAACAGGGCGAAGAAUCGUUGAAUCUUCCCGAUGAUGAACUGUUACUAACAAGUGAUCUUUUAUUAGCUUUCCGGGAGGAUUUAUCCAGAAGAAACAUCAACUUGAGUUUAAUAUCAGGAGCCUGGAGUCGAAGAUUUAAUGACAUGGUUUUGACAGCUAUCCAUCCAAAUAGAAAUCUUUGGAUAUUAUCUUCGGAAACAAUAUACCAGCCUGAAACGCUACCCGUUAUAUCCGAAGUAUUGAUUGAAUUACUCUCACAACAUAAACAACAAUACAAAUAUUCAGCCAGGGCAUUAGUGGCUGCCAAGGACAUUUACUUUGGAGUUGGCGGAAGUAUCAUCGAGUUUCAGCAUUACAUUGAGUCUAGAAUACGAGAAGAUGCUCUAAACCUUUCCAUGCAAAUUUUGAAAGUCAAUGCAGGGCUAAAAAGGUCCAUUGUCGUCAUUGAAUAG